Verticillium alfalfae VaMs.102 is the source of this 1992-nucleotide messenger RNA. RefSeq names its product 1-phosphatidylinositol-4,5-bisphosphate phosphodiesterase. The transcript is spliced from 3 exons. Gene Ontology annotation, biological process: lipid metabolic process; phosphatidylinositol-mediated signaling. The record is from RefSeq and is a predicted model, not a curated record. The coding region runs from base 1 to 1992 and encodes 663 amino acids. Gene Ontology annotation, molecular function: phosphatidylinositol-4,5-bisphosphate phospholipase C activity; calcium ion binding. NCBI's taxonomy places the organism in Eukaryota, Fungi, Ascomycota, Sordariomycetes, Glomerellales, Plectosphaerellaceae.
AUGGCUGGUCCUGUGAUUCCUUUUCAGCUUCUCAAGGGUACUUGGAUCCGCAAAGUGUCCAAGAAGAACCGGGGGAAGCGAUUCAUACUUCUUCUGGAGCCAGACGCCGCCAAGAUCUCGUGGGACCGAGCUCGUCCUCACAAGGCCCUCUACAUCGACGACAUUAAAGAGAUCAGGGUCGGCUCUGAUAUUCGACAAUACCGACUCGACUUUGGCGUGCCAGAAUCGGAAGAGCCCCGCUGGUUCUCUAUUUUGUACGCCGUGCCCGACAAGUCCAAGAGCAAAAUGAUGCAUCUCAUUGCCGAUGAUGCCAGUGUCUUCUACAACUGGGUCACCACCCUAGAGGCCAUUUCGAAGCAUCGCCAGGAUCUCAUGUCCUCGCUCAUGGCCUUCAAUGACCGGGCGAUCCGCGACUACUGGCGCACCGAGAUGGCCAAGCAGUUCGCUGAUAAGCCUCACUCCCCUGACGACGAAGAUCUCAACUUUCAAGGCGUCCAGGACGUCUGUCGAAAAUUGCACAUCCAUGCGUCGCCCAGCCAGCUUCGCGCAAAGUUCCAUGCAGCUGACACCCCCAAGACCGGUCGCCUUAACUACUUUGAGUUUCAAACAUUCGUCGGCUACAUGAAGAGGAGAGACGAUAUUCGUCAAGUAUACCUACAGACGGCGAGGGCUCCCGAGGCCGGCCUCUCGCUGAACGAGUUCUAUGACUUCCUGCGCAAUGUACAGGGGGAGGAUGUUGAUGCCGACCUCGCCGGAUGGGAGGCAUUGUAUCUCAAGUUCACCCGCAAGUUCAAGCCCAAGGACGCGCCAUCGGACAAUUUUGGCAUGAGUGAUGCCGCCUUCGCUGCUUAUCUCACUUCGACAUACAACGUCCCCCUGGCCAAGGAGCCCAAGGAGUAUACUCUGGAUCGGCCCAUGAACGAGUACCUUAUCUCGAGCUCUCACAACACGUACCUCUUGGGAAGACAAGUGGCAGGGUUCUCUAGCGUUGAGGGCUAUAUCGCUGCCCUCGCACGAGGGCUGUCGGAAACCAUGACGACCAUCAACAAGUACGCGUUUGUCAAGACGCGUUACCCGCUCUGGAUUUCUCUUGAGGUGCACUGCAACCCGCAACAGCAGGCUAUCAUGGCACGAAUCAUCAAGGAGACCUUUGGGGCCCGCCUCGUCACAGAACCCCUGGAUCCUACAGCUGACAAGCUUCCUUCUCCUGAGGAGCUUAAGGAGCGUAUCCUGAUCAAGGUCAAGAAGCCCAUGUCGAAGGAGGAGCCAAAACUCCCCGAACCCGGCCGCAGGCGUGGCAACAGCCUCACGUCGCCCUAUGCGAAACCUGUUCAACUAGACAACAACGUCAUCCCGUCUCAGUCGCUUCCGCAAAGCCCACUCCUCAGCCCAAGCAACUCGUCGCGCCGCCUGGUUAGCAAGAGCCGUGUCAACACCAUCACUGAGGGCGAGAGGGCACCAUCGAAGCGGAAUUCACCCAACAAGACGGUCAAGGUCCUCGGCGAUCUUGGUGUCUACUGCGCGGGUGUCAAGUUUGGCGGGUUCGACACAGCUGACGCGAAGGAGUACAACCACAUUUUUUCCUUCAUGGAAUCGAGCUUUGAAAAGCACAGCAGGCCCAAAGAGGCGAAGCAGGCCAUGGACCGACACAACAUGCGCUACCUGAUGCGAGUUUACCCUGAUCGAUACCGAUACCAGUCGACCAACUUUGAUCCUCUAGUCUACUGGCGAAGGGGCGUGCAGAUGGCCGCCAUGAACUGGCAGACAUUCGACUUGGGCAUGCAACUCAACCAGGCCAUGUUCGACAGCGGUACUGAUCGGUCCGGAUAUGUCCUCAAGCCUAGCGAGCUUCGUGAAAUCCAAGUGCUCCCUGAAGGCUGGUCCGGCAAACGCGAGCGCAAGGAGGUUACCUUCAGCAUCGAUGUCGUCUCCGCCCAGCAGCUGAUGCGCCUAACGCAUGGCUGCGUCCAAGACUGUGGACCCCUUUGUUGA